Penicillium samsonianum is the source of this 219-nucleotide messenger RNA. Its product is annotated as SNF2-related protein. NCBI's taxonomy places the organism in Eukaryota, Fungi, Ascomycota, Eurotiomycetes, Eurotiales, Aspergillaceae. The coding region runs from base 1 to 219 and encodes 72 amino acids. The transcript has a single exon. The record is from RefSeq and is a predicted model, not a curated record.
AUGUCAACUGUUGAGCUCCGCUACUCAAGCUGGACCCAGGAAGUUCAGAAAUCCACCUUUACUAGUAUGGCGGAGAUGAUCUAUGGCCCUCCAGCCGGCGGCUCGGCAGCGCCUCUUUCGCCAGCCACGUCCGGCGACAGCCCAGCGACUGUGAACUGGUUUAUCUUCCGUAUGUUAUGCCACCUCGCCGUGUCCCGCAAGCUAGACUGGUUCCUCUAA